CAAUGGCCAUUGGAAUAACGGCUGCUGUAUGCCUGGCGUUAACUCUAUUCGCGUGGCAAUCCUGUUGCGAUUUUACAUUAUACGGAGGCAUAUUGCUGGCUGCAUUGGUGAUAUUCUUCAUUGCGGGGAUUAUCAUGAUAUUCAUACGAUCAAGAAUUGCAACUAUUGUUUAUACGUCGGUGGGGGUUCUGAUAUUCUCAGCAUACCUAGUUUAUGACACUCAGUUAAUAAUUGGUGGCAAACAUAAACACAAAACAAACCCAGAAGAGUAUAUUUUCGCAGCACUCAGCUUAUAUCUGGAUAUUGUUUUGAUUUUUGUGUAUCUUUUAAGCUUGAUUGGUGCAGUUAAUAGAUUUUCUGAAAGUUAACUUUUAUGGUCAAAAUGAAUGACAUUUCUUGUAUAUUUUUCUGUUGUUUUUGCUUUAAAUAAAUCAGAAGGCUGUCAUUUUC
This is a messenger RNA of Hermetia illucens (black soldier fly), 450 nucleotides long. Its product is annotated as protein lifeguard 1-like. The transcript has a single exon. Gene Ontology annotation, cellular component: membrane. NCBI's taxonomy places the organism in Eukaryota, Metazoa, Arthropoda, Insecta, Diptera, Stratiomyidae. The record is from RefSeq and is a predicted model, not a curated record. The coding region runs from base 3 to 368 and encodes 121 amino acids.